AUGGCACUCAAGGAGGAAGCUCUCCGCGACAAGUUCCGCGGGCUGAAGGCCACGCAGGACUCUAUCGAGCGGCUCUCGGCUCACUGCAUGUUCUUCAAGAACAAGCAUUCCGACGUCGUGAGGAUAUGGGACGAGGAGUUUGGGCGCUCUUCUCCGCAGGCGCAGGUCAGCCUGCUUUACCUGGCCAACGAUGUCAUACAGAAAGCGGCGGCCAAGAACUUGAAGGACUACUGCAGCAGCUUCUACGAGCCGCUGAUGCGCCGCACGCGUGGCCUUCUCAAGAGCGCGGACCCCGCAGUGCGAGCGAAAGUGCAGCGGACGGUCGACGUGUGGGUGAAGCGCCAGCUCUUCGGGAACUCGGGCACGCAGGCGCUGAUCAAGAUGCUCAAGGACACCAGCAUGCACCAGGCGCAGCCCAGGGCGGCACCGGCCGCGCCCACCCAGCGCGCCCCGACACACACACCUCCCGCUCCACCUGCAGCACCGCCCCCUGCGCCCGGGGAGGCGUUCCAGCGAGAGAUGGCCGCAGCCAGGGACGCGCCGCGGCCACCCGGGAGUCCGCACAAAUCUCUGAGCAUCGAGUGUGCCACUGCGGUGGACGUCAUGCGGCCGAUAGCCAGGGCGCUGGAGGACGUGUGCAAGCACGAACAACAAGCGGGGGCCGCGAAACGCAAAGCGGACGGCGCGUACCACGCCGCGCAGGUCAACGAAGCGCAUGAGGCGCUCAGGGAGGUGGAGGAGAGCUUGGAGGCGGAGCUGCGCGCGCGAGAGCGCGUGACAGCGCUGCUGCAGGGGCUGGGGGCGCUGAUGCAUCAGCGGGCACGGGAAAGCAGGGCGGAGCUGCAGAAGGUGCAGGCGGGCAGGGGCGGGCUGGAACAGCAGCAGCUAGACGCGUAUCCCGAAGAGUACGAGUUCGACGACGUGUAA
This is a messenger RNA of Pedinophyceae sp. YPF-701, 927 nucleotides long. The record is from the annotation of a GenBank genome assembly. NCBI's taxonomy places the organism in Eukaryota, Viridiplantae, Chlorophyta, Pedinophyceae.